Molecule: messenger RNA, 1338 nt
Organism: Bursaphelenchus xylophilus (pine wood nematode)
Lineage: Eukaryota; Metazoa; Nematoda; Chromadorea; Rhabditida; Aphelenchoididae
Source: the annotation of a GenBank genome assembly
AUGAGUCGGCCAGGAGAGAGCGAGGAAUCCGAAUGUCAGGAAAGCUCCGAAUCCCAGGAAUCCCUCUCGGAUUCUUCGACUGAAACCCUCCCUCAUCCCGUAUUUUACAAGAACGAAAUCAUUUGCAACAAGUACCGAGUGCUAAAUGAGCUGGGAAAAGGAGGAUGUGGAGUUGUUUUGAGUGUUGUGGACAUUGAUACUGAAGGUAGUUCACGGCCGAUUUAUGCUGCAAUGAAAGCUGAGACCAUCGAUCCGAAGGGUCGGGCCAGUCAGACCAUCAAAGUUGAGGUAAGGGGCAAAAGGAUGACUAACAAAAGUACCGUAUCUGCUCUCAGUUGCUAGUUUUGUGUUAUUUAGGCUCAUGUUUUGCGCCGUCUUCAGAAUUGUGACAACUUUUGUCGCCUGUUCUUAUGCUGUCGGUUGGACACCUCGAUUAACAUCAUGGUGAUGAGUUUGGUGGGAAAAUCCCUUUCCUGGCUUCGGCGACAUACCGAACAGCAAAGGUUCAGCAUCUCCACCUCCGUUAGAAUAAGCCUCAAAUGUUUGGAAGCAAGUUUUUAUCCAAUAUUCAUCUUUUUAUGCAAUCUCUUUAUUUGGUAAUCGUUCAGUUAUCUUAUUAAUUUUAAGGUGAUCAAAGAGUUACACCGUCGUGGCUUCCUCCAUCGAGACAUCAAAGCAUCCAACUUUGCCAUCGGCGCUUUUCCCCAUGAUUUCAGGAAGAUUUAUCUAUUGGACUUUGGCUUUGCUCGGUCGUAUGUAGGUGAUAUCAAUAAGUAAAAUAAUUUUUCAGCUGAUGACUGAAAACAACCAACUGAAGAUCCGGCCACCUCGCAAAAGAGCGCCUUACUUGGGAACUGAUCGUUAUUGCUCCGUGAAUGUCCAUCUCCGGGGAGAACAUGGUCGAGUCGAUGAUCUCUGGUCAUUCCUCUUCAUGCUGGUCGAAUUUAUUCUCGGAAAACUGCCUUGGAAGAAUAUUGAGAAUAAGAAAUUGGCAAAAGCAAAGGUAAAACAUAUUUUAACUUCGUUUAAUUUAGCACAAUUUAGACCCACUACAUUGAAACCUUUCUCAAGAAUUGUCCCAUGGAGUUAUGGAAAUUUAUGAGACAUCUCCAGAAACUGAAAUACGACUCCCGCCCUGAUUAUAAUCUUCUGCAGAACUGUUUGGAAGAGAUCUGUCAUCGAAAAACAUUCAAAACAAAUGACCCUUUUGAUUGGGAGGAUGGUGGAUCUCAAGUGAACAUUAUAAAUAAGGCUAUUGAAGAGGACAAAAACAAAUCUCUGGACGAGAUGCCUUCCCAUCUUACGACUUCUGAAUCUGAGAUCGAAGUCGAUUCUUGA